Messenger RNA from Impatiens glandulifera, 1131 nucleotides. RefSeq names its product suppressor protein SRP40. Bases 184 to 939 code for a protein of 251 amino acids. Lineage: Eukaryota; Viridiplantae; Streptophyta; Magnoliopsida; Ericales; Balsaminaceae. The transcript has 5 exons. The record is from RefSeq and is a predicted model, not a curated record.
AGAAACGGUGGCCAUUAAAAUUUGCAAUUAAAGAACAUAUAAAGAGACUGUCUUUGUGAAACUGUUUCUUCCCGAUCACAAUAAGGAAGAAAGAGAAUCCAAAUCAAAUGAAGUGUGAUGACAACAAAUUUGGAAUAAACCCAUUUGAAGGUUUGAUAUGGAACAAAGAAACAAUAGAAGAAGAUGAUAGCAGCUGUUGAGAAUGUCGAUUCAAAAUGGAGUGAAAAAAAGAUGGAAGAAUCUGAUGCUUUGAGAACUGUAGAAUGCCUUCGAGGAAGAUUAAUUGCAGAAAGAACAGUUUCAAAGAUUUCCAAAGAUGAAGCAGACCAAAUGGAAAAUAAGCUAAUGGAGUUAGAGAAGAAAGUGAAUGAAGAAAUUAAGUCAAGAAACAGAGUUGAGAAGAAAUUAAGGUUUCUAAUGAAGAAGCUUGAGGAUUUAAACAUAUCAGAUCAAGAAGGUUCUUCAGAUAACAGUUUACUUUCUCCAAUCUCAUCAUCAUCAUCAUCAUCCAUUUCUUCUUCAUCUUCAUCUUCCAACCACAAGAAAUUAGAAGAUAUGAUUGAUGAACACAAAACCCAUAUCACAGAAUCUCAAAUGAUGACACCACAAUUGUCUACUAGAACCUCUUUUGCUUCCAAUAAAGACAGUUUGGAUUUCAGUUCUCCAACAAAUUCAAUGGAUUCAAAGGUAAAAGAGGGGAGAGAAAGUGAGAAUGCUCAAGAUAUUGAUGAUUCAAUGGCAUUAGUAUUGGUUGAUUUGUCAGAGGAAUCAUCAUUGAAAGUUGAUGAACAUUCUUCAAGUAUUGAUUAUGUUUCUGGGAAUGUUAAAGAUGUGCUUGAUGCUUUGAAGCAUGCUAGAGAAAAGAUACAGUCUUCAAUGGAGAAGAACAAGAAGAGAAUUAUGAUUAAGGUUGGAUCUCAAUUGGGGAAUCAAUGCUGAUAGUUUGUCUUCUUUUGAAAUAAGGAUGAAUGGACCACCCCACAAUAAGACUCAAUUUUUUUUUUCUCUGUUUUAUUAUUUUUCAGAUUAGGGUUUUGUUUAUAUAAAUAUAUAUUUUGUAAUAAGUUUGUUAUUUUCACCCCAUUUUGGGCUCUAUCUAGCCAUAACUAAUGUAUUUUUAUUUUUCAGUCU